Maylandia zebra (zebra mbuna) is the source of this 5514-nucleotide messenger RNA. The record is from RefSeq and is a predicted model, not a curated record. NCBI's taxonomy places the organism in Eukaryota, Metazoa, Chordata, Actinopteri, Cichliformes, Cichlidae.
GAUGCAUGACAGAUGCCAACGACAUAAUAGAUCUGUUAGAAAAAAUAGAUGUCAUGGUCUCUGAGAACAACUGCUGCAGUGAACGUGAAGAGCAGAGAGAACACCUGGACUGCAAAUGUGACAAGGAAAUACGGAUCAGACAUGAAGAGAGGGAGAAUCUGACUGAAAAUCUAAAGUGUGAGUCUUUGAAUGGACCUGGAGUUGCUGGACACUCCCAGCAGAAUGAUGGCAGCGCAGGGGGAGAAGGUGGACACAAGACUGUAUCAGCUGAAACUGAGGAGAAAGGUGCCUUCAAGGAUGUGAGUGGAAACAAGGAUAAGACUUUUAAUAUUUCUGAUGAGAGGAACAGUCAACGAUUUCAAGCAGAAAGUGAAACACUGCUCAGAAGACUCAACCUUCAACACAAACAACAGAAAAUGUCAUCAGCAGACUUUCUUAAAUUAGGCCCUCCUGUGAAACAGGGCCAUGACACAUCUGAGAAAGAUCUAGCUCAUACAUUUAUUCAGAGGUUGAUGAUGUUAGACUACAGAGCCAGACAUAUUCAGGUAAAACAAGACAAUCCUGGUGUGAGUUAUUCACAGUCUGUUCCAGUGUCUGACAGUGAAGACUUUGAUGAUUUAUUUAGUGACAGUGUAGACUCUGAUAACUCAAUACAAUCUCAUGUGCAUCCAAUGGAUGUUCAGAUGGCAGUAUUUCACUGUUCAGAUAACUUUCUGAAGCAGAACAUAAUUACAAAGCUAUCACAGUGUCAGUACGCCUUACCUUUGCUUGUCCCUGACUCAGUCACUAUGGAUACUGAAUGUCCUCUGUGGACAUUCAGGCAAAUAACAAAAACAUGGAAGAUAGCUAAAAUCAAAGAUAAUUCAAAUGUUGUCAACAUGAAGACAAUGCCCAUCUGCAAAGCCGAGACACCCAUGGUGUUUUUCUUUCGCUUGGGUUCACUGCCAGUGUCAAAAUCUCAGCUCAUGAACACUUUGAUCAAUGACCGUCACAGCACCUUCUUCCACAGGAACUGCCCAGGUAGCACCAAAUCUCGCCUGCUGAUGGAUGGUGUGGCAGAGAUUGCCUGGUACUGUCCAGCCGGAAAACCCAAUGACUCCUUCACAGACUGCACUGCCUUUUAUGAUCUUUCUUUGAUUCUUCAAAGCUAUGAUGAAAAGUGGACUGAGCUCUUGACUCUGAAAAAGAAACACGACAAAUCUGAUCUGUUAACAAGUAAACAAACUGAGCUUGAAGAAAUCUCCAAAACACUGCAGUCUGCAACCUUUGGCCUGGAACACAUCUUCAGAGAAAUGGGACAGAUCUAUGAAGCCCACAGAGAAAUACCAGCAGAGAGCAGAGCAGUAAAACCAAAACAUACAAACACUGAGUGGGUUAAAUACCCUGAACUGGCUGCAGAUCUGAUGAUUUCAGGAUACCCAGUGGAGCUGAUGGAUGGUGAUGCAGGUCAUGUGCCUCUAACAUGGAUCUCUGGUCUUUUAGAUGAAGUUAUCAAGAAACUAGGCGACCAGAGAGUUUUUGUGUUGUCAGUUUUGGGCGUACAAAGCAGUGGAAAAUCAACAAUGCUGAAUGCCAUGUUUGGAUUGCAGUUUGCAGUGAGUUCAGGCAGGUGCACCAAAGGUGCCUUCAUGCAGCUGGUCAAAGUGUCAGAGGAAAUCAAGAAAGACUUCCAGUUUGACUAUUUUCUAGUGGUGGACACUGAAGGACUUCGUGCUCUUGAGCUGGCAGGAAAUAGUACUCGUCAUCAUGACAAUGAAUUAGCAACAUUUGUUGUUGGUCUGGGAAACAUGACACUGAUCAACAUCUUUGGUGAGAAUCCAGCUGAGAUGCAGGAUGUCCUGCAGAUUGUUGUUCAGGCUUUCAUGAGGAUGAAGAAAGUUAAACUUUCUCCGAGUUGUGUGUUUGUUCACCAGAAUGUGACAGAUAUCGCAGCUGCUGAGAAAAACAUGGAUGGGAAAAGACGCCUGCAAGAAAAACUGGACCAGAUGGCUCAACUAGCUGCUAAAGAGGAAUCAUGUGAUGCUGAGUGUUUUGGUGAUAUCAUUUCCUUUGAUGUGCAAACAGAUGUGAAAUACUUUGCUCAGUUAUGGGAGGGAAGUCCACCGAUGGCUCCUCCAAAUCCAGGCUACAGUGAGAGCAUCCAAGAGCUGAAAAACAUCAUCCUGUCUAAAGCUAAACAAUUUGCUGGCGUAAAACUGUCCCAUUUCAAAAGCAAAAUUGAUAACUUGUGGAAAGCCCUGAUGAAUGAGCACUUUGUUUUCAGCUUCAAAAACACAUUGGAAAUUGCAGUUUACAGAAAACUUGAGGUUGAAUAUGGAAACUGGACCUGGGCCCUGAGGAGCAACAUGCUGACUAUUGAAAACCAGCUUCAUACCAGAAUUGAAAAUGAAGAACUUGACAAAAUUAAGCGUAGUGAUAUUUUUAAAGAAAUGAGCAAAACAUCUGAAAAAAUCAAGAAAGAUAUGUCAAAGUACUUUGAGGAUGACAAAGACAACGAAAUACUGGUUCAGUGGAGAGGCCAAUUUGAAAAUAAAAUAAAGGAGUUCCAAGAGGAACUGGUGAGAGGAGUGGAAAGAAAACUGGAUGAAGUUAUUCAGCAGAAGAAAGCUUGUAAAAAGCUGGAUGAUAAGAAGACAGACUUCGAGGACAAGCUGCUACAAAAGAGUGAAGAGCUCGCUCAUCAGUUAAAAGACAAAGCAAAAGAUGAAGAGAAACUUAAAAAACAGUUUGAUGGUGUUUGGAGUGACUUGGUGAGAGAAUUAACUACAAAUAUGCAACCCAUUAAGGACAUCAAUCUUGAAGAUGACCUGGCAAAUAUCCUUCAUAUCCUUGGUUUCGAAUGGGGUCUUAUAAUUGACUCUAAAAAGAGUAGCAAAUACAAAACAAUAUCCCAGGUCAGUGAUUACACUGAAUACGUAGUCCUUCGCAAGCACCAAAACACAAGAGGACAGGGGUUUGCCAGCCAAGUGUAUGAAAAACUAAAGUGUCACAUUAAAGGACUUCUUGAGCAUGGGGACCAGGGACUGAUCAUAUCACUAAUAACCAGUGUUGAAAACCAGUCUCUUCAUGAAAUUAUGAAGAAACCUGUAGCAACAAGAGGCUACAGUUCAGCUUACUUACAAGAAGUGGCCCAAAAUGUUCAGCGGACAGUGACAGAGUUUGAACAAAACAAGAAGUAUGCUUUCAAGAAGGAGUUCACAGUUGAUCUCCUACUGUAUGUAUUUGACAGGGCAGCGACUUGGCUUUCAGAGUCUCACAAAAUAUUCACAGUGAAAAAUGAUGCACACACUUACUUGGAGAGUAAAAAACCACAAUACUACAACAUUUUUAGAAGCUUCUGCAAAGGAAACUCAUCUGCUGUUGUGUUUGGAGAAAUGAUCUGUGAAAAACUGAGGGUUUCCAUUGUUGAAGCAGUCUGUAACAAGACUGCCAUUGAUCUCGCUGGAGAGAUGAAGUGCAGCUACCCAGCAUUCAGUGAGAACAGACUGAACUUAGAGAAACAUUUGUUGAAGUCACUUGCAGAGAAAGAGGACUUUGAUGCUUUCAUCACCUACAUCAGAAAUCCAAAGAAGCAAGUAGAAGCUUUUAUCAAAGCGAGAGUAAACACAUACAUGUCCGGAGAAUCAAAAGAUGCAGCAUUGGAUAUACUCAGGAAAAAUGUGGAUGACAUCAACAAACUUGUCAGUCAAGCUUUAUUUGAUGCAACAAAUCAAGUCACAACACAGAACGGAGACAUUUACAUGUGGGUUAAGGAGUUUUCCAGGUUCCUUAAAGAUAAACUGACCCUUGGUACCAUCUCUUGUCAAAACUUUGGGGACAUAAACAAUUUUGACUUUCUUAAAGAAGAGAUUGAGAAAGGUCUUAUAUCCAUCAAAGAGGAGAUGAAUCGGCUUUCCCUGGAUAAGAUAAAGGAAUUCAGACUGAGACCUGAUCAAAUCCUCAUUGAUCAGCUGUGUGACUGUUGCUGGGAAACCUGCCCGUUCUGUAGAGCUGUUUGUACCAACACUGUUAAAGAUCAUGUGAUUAAGGACAAAAUUGAUCACAGUUGCCCCUUUCAUCGAUCUAAAGCAGUCAAUGGUGUGCAUUACAGAAACACUACGGAAAUUAGUAUUAAUUUCUGCACAACAGAAGUUGCAAGUGAUAGAAGCUUUUACCCAGAUGGAGUUUCAGAAGAGCUUUUUCUUUAUAAAGAUUACAGAAAAGCUGGGCCGAGGUUUGCUAACUGGAGCAUUACUCCUGAUGAGUAUACAUCGAAGUACUGGAUAUGGUUUGUUUGCAAAUUUAAGAAGAGGCUAGAAGAGCACUAUGGUUUAAGUUUCACAGGACGUGGUGAGAUUCCCCCUAAAUGGACAGAAUUCACUAAAGAAGAGGCUAUUCAAAGUCUGGAUGAAAUGUACCGUACACGCUGAAUGAGUCAGCACAUUUUCAACUCUGCUGAAAAUCACAAAAGCUGUUCUCAGUUGAUUAUUCACAAAAUGGAUAAUGAUUACAUAUAAUAUUGAUUUAAACAUUUAAUGUGAAGAAUCAAUAAGUGAUUAAACUGGUAAAAAGAAAACUGCUUCAUAGACAUGAACACACAGGCAAGAAUAUUGGAACAAUAAUCAUUUUGAGAAUGCAGUGAGAAAUAUGUCAGUGUUAAUAUUAAAUCACUGUGUAAUCAACAAAGUUUGUGAUUAGGAAAUUUUUCUCAUGUAGGAAAAGCAGAAGAAUUUUUUUUAUUUAUUUUUGAAGAAAAACACAAAGAGCACCAAUGAAAUUAUUGUAUGUAAGGAUGGUUUAAAAUUGUAUUUAAUCAUAUCUGAAAUUUCUUAACUUUAGCUCAUGCAGAAUACACGAAUAGUGUUCUUCAUACCCUAUUUUUUUGAUAUUGUAUGGAAGUUAUAUUAGUUUGCUAACUGGCUUAUGUAAUUUGAAAUCACACCAAUAUUUUCUUGAGUGUUUCAGUACUGAAAAUCCUAUAUUCUCUAUAUCCUUGAAUGUUUUAUUAUUUGCAUUUUAAAUGGGUAUGAUUUUUUUUUAAAUUAACACGAACAGAGAGAUAUUAUAUGCUUCUGAUACAUUAAAGCUAUUUUUCUGCUGCUCCUGUGUCACAAGGGUUCACUGCACCAAAUAGCUCCUCAUGCUUGAUUUUGGUUGAGGUUUAAGCCAGAUGCCUUUCCUUGUGCAACCCUGAAAGGGUCUGUAGCUGGAAAUGAACCAACAACACUUUUGUUUGUCAAACAACUGUGUAGAUCACUACACAAUGGAAAUAUUUUCUCUCAAUUUAACAUAGCUGAACAUUACACUGAAAUUGAGAUUAUUUACCUGGUGGUACAUCCAUAAUAAAUGUGCACUGAGAAAAACUGAAGUGCCUCAGCAUCUGCCAGACUGACCCCACAGCCAGUGAUCUAUCUGUGCAGCAUCUAUCCAUUUUCUUAACUGCUGGUCUGAUUCAAGGUCGUGUGUUGCACCAUACAUACAGAAUAUUAGAAUAUUUGUUGGAAAGCAUACCUUUAAUGACAUGUUUUGGUAAAA